AUGGAUGGCUCACGACCAUUAACAUUUGCCACCCGAAGCUAUUCACAAAGCAGUUUUACCGUCAGCAAUACGCAGGACGCAAGCUUAUCUUUCUCGUUUAACGGAACAGCUGUUGAAAUAUUUGGGGCAAAGAGGGGUAAUCACGGCGACUAUCAGAUCACCAUCGACAACGUUACUUCUACAAGCUCUGGCCGCGCUGACCCCAGUGUAUUCAAGACGAGUUUAUUCUCUAUCUCGAAUCUAGCUCAAGGAAUUCACACCGUCACCUUGACAAACAAACCUACCGAUAAUAAUCACAACUUCGUGGAUAUUGACUUCGUGAGCCAGGAUGACGAUAAGCUAAUGGUCAAAACAUACCAAGAUACAGAUCCUUCGUUCUCGUACACGCCACCGAACGUUUGGACGACCAACCCUGAUCAAAUAGGCUUGUUCAACGCAGGCUCUGGGCAGUGA
Messenger RNA from Pleurotus ostreatus (oyster mushroom), 453 nucleotides. RefSeq lists its product as uncharacterized. Bases 1 to 453 code for a protein of 150 amino acids. NCBI's taxonomy places the organism in Eukaryota, Fungi, Basidiomycota, Agaricomycetes, Agaricales, Pleurotaceae. The record is from RefSeq and is a predicted model, not a curated record. The transcript has 2 exons.